CAGAAAGGAGAAACAGACACACCCAUAUAUUAUUCAUUCAGUAUCACCGACGUCAUUAGUCAGGCUCCAUGAGACUCCACGGCGCAUGCCUGCUGGUGGACGUGGCAACAACGUCACGCACCGGAAGCUGUCAGCACGGAAACGGCAAUCCCCGAAAGUGUCGGCGACUCUGAAAAGCGACGGAUUGUUACAGUAAUGAACAAUGAAGCGCGGGAUCGUUCAUGAGCGCUCAGCUCCACCAAGUUCAUACUGACUCUCUGCCUGUUUAGUGGUUUUACAUCUAUCUCCAUAAAUCACAGGAAACCACUGGAAGUGGGUUUACUUUGAACUUACCAGUACACCUCACUGUGGUUUCCAGCAUCAUGACGUGCAGGGAUCGCACCCUGGAGUUCCAGUCAGCCUGCAAGUCUCUGCAGGGCAGACAGAUACAGAAUGGUACACUGGCAAAACCCAACCAUAAUGCUCUUAAACAGCGGAGUGACUUCACACUCAUGGCAAAGAGAAUUGGAAAAGACUUGAGUAACACGUUUUCUAAACUGGAGAAGCUCACAAUUUUGGCCAAAAGGAAAUGUCUGUUUGACGACAAGUGUGUGGCGAUUGAAGAGUUGACCUACAUUAUAAAGCAGGACAUCAACAGCUUAAAUAAACAGAUAGCGCAGCUGCAAGACCUGGUGCGCUCCCGAAGCGGACAAAAUGGACGUCACAUUCAGACACAUUCCAACACGAUUGUUGUCUCCCUCCAGUCAAAGCUGGCAUCGAUGUCUAACAAUUUCAAGUCCGUGUUGGAAUUGAGAACCGAGAAUCUGAAGCAGCAGCGCAGCAGAAAAGAACACCUCUCCCGGGCGCCGGUGUCCACCUCACCUCUGCACGCUGACAACUUCAGUAGCUCAGUAUUGAUGCAGAAUGAAUCCAGAAGCCUCGGCAGUGAUGUGGCCAUUGACAUGGAUUCAAGAGCCAAUCCCCUCCAACUGCAACUUAUUGACGAACAGGACUCGUACAUCCAGAGUCGAGCAGACACCAUGCAGAACAUCGAGAGCACCAUUGUGGAGCUGGGCUCCAUCUUCCAACAGCUGGCACAUAUGGUCAAAGAACAGGAGGAGACCGUACAGAGGAUUGAUUCCAACGUGGAGGACACGCAGCUGAAUGUGGACAUGGCCCACAGCGAGAUCCUCAAAUACUUUCAGUCGGUCUCCUCCAACCGCUGGCUCAUGAUUAAGAUAUUCCUCGUACUGGUGGUGUUCUUCAUCAUAUUUGUGGUCUUCCUUGCCUAAGAGGAAAGGACCAUGAGGAACGAUGGGAUUAAGAAGUGGACGGCGUGAAGCAGCCAUGGACUCUUAUUGGGCGAUGUGCAAAAAAAAAUAAAUGAAGUAGACUGGACAACAAUAGCUUUGCCACGAGAGCGGACAAAUUGUACCACUUAUGCGUUGUAUGCUUUUACUGAGAAUGAAAGAUGUUAGUUAAAUUAUAGAAACUUGUGGGGUUAGUCUUGCUCUCUGGAUAGGUGAUGACGGCAGUUUUAAAACAUCUUGCCCUAUUCAGGGAGUGGUGUCAGAUUUCAUUCUUAGAUUUUCUCUUUGUUACCUUGAGACAUAAACAUUAUAAAAACUGAGCCUUCACUUACCAUACUUAUUUUCAGGAGAAGGUUAAUUUUGUGAAUGGUUUGAUUCUGCAAACUGGUUUCAUUCGAUUAUUUUUCUGACCGUGUUGUCAGCAAUCAGUGAUAACAUGAAUGAUGU
Molecule: messenger RNA, 1736 nt
Organism: Ictalurus furcatus (blue catfish)
Lineage: Eukaryota; Metazoa; Chordata; Actinopteri; Siluriformes; Ictaluridae
Gene: stx5a
Product: syntaxin 5A
Exons: 11
Coding region: 363-1271 (302 amino acids)
Biological process (GO): endoplasmic reticulum to Golgi vesicle-mediated transport; intracellular protein transport; vesicle fusion
Cellular component (GO): SNARE complex; endomembrane system; Golgi membrane
Molecular function (GO): SNARE binding; SNAP receptor activity
Source: RefSeq, a predicted model, not a curated record